This is a messenger RNA of Ostertagia ostertagi, 1869 nucleotides long. The record is from the annotation of a GenBank genome assembly. Lineage: Eukaryota; Metazoa; Nematoda; Chromadorea; Rhabditida; Trichostrongylidae.
AUGGCGCCCUCUCCGGAUAUCAAUGUUCGCGUCACCACCAUGGAUGCCGAACUGGAGUUCGCGAUCCAGUCGAACACCACCGGCAAGCAAUUGUUCGAUCAAGUCGUCAAAACCAUCGGUCUCCGUGAGAUAUGGUAUUUCGGGCUCCAGUACACCGACACCAAAGGAUUCCCGACAUGGUUGAAGUUGAACAAGAAGGUGCUUUCUCAAGACGUCAAAAAAGAUUCCACGCUGAUGUUCAAAUUCCGCGCCAAGUUUUAUCCUGAAGAUGUCGGAGAAGAAAUCAUACAGGAUGUUACAAUGCGUUUGUUCUACUUGCAAGUGAAGGAUGCUAUUCUAUCGGACGAAGUGUACUGCUCACCUGAAACAUCAGUGUUGCUGGCUUCGUUUGCAAUGCAGGCGAAAUAUGGAGACUAUCAACCAGAAACUCACAAACCUGGUUGUCUUACUGCUGAUAGGCUUCUCCUCACGAGUGCUGGACAGUUUAAAAUGAGCUCUGAUGAAUGGGAAAAACGAAUUAUGACAUGGUGGGCAGAUCAUAAGGGAACAAGUCGCGAGCAGGCAAUGGCUGAAUACCUAAAACUGGCACAGGAUCUUGAAAUGUACGGCGUCAAUCGUCUGUUCUAUUUGCAAGUGAAGGAUGCGAUUUUAUCGGAUGAAGUGUACUGCUCGCCUGAAACAUCAGUGUUGCUGGCUUCGUUUGCAAUGCAGGCGAAAUAUGGAGACUAUCAACCAGAAACUCACAAACCUGGUUGUCUUACUGCUGAUAGUAUUUCGAAAUCCGCAACAAAAAGGGGACAGAGCUCUAUCUUGGUUCGACGCUCUGGGACUGACAUCUACGAAAUCAGGAUAAGCUAUCUCCAAAGGUCGGAUUCCCAUGGUCCGAGAUCCGCAACAUCUCGUUUAAUGACAAGAAGUUUGUCAUCAAGCCCAUCGACAAAAAGGCCAAUGUACGACUUCAUAUUUUACGCACCUCGACUACGCAUUAACAAACGUAUUCUUGCACUUUGUAUGGGCAACCAUGAGUUGUACAUGCGUCGUCGCAAGCCUGAUACUAUUGAGGUGCAACAAAUGAAGCAGCAAGCCCGCGAGGAACGAGCACUAAAACAGGCUGAACAAGAGAGACUCAAUAAGGAAAUGUCCGCACGCGAGCAAGCCGAAGCACGUCAGCGUGAAGCCGAGGAUCGUAUGCGGCGUAUGGCUGAAGAUAUGGAGCGUGCUAAACGAGAACUUCUUGAGGCACAGAACACUAUUCAUAACCUUGAAAUGCAACUUAGACAGUUGCAGUUGGCAAAGGAAGCCCUUGAGACUAAAGAGAUCGAGCUCCGCGAGCUCACUGCUCAAUUGCAGUCUGAAAAGAUGAUGAGUGACGAGGAAAGACGAAGACUUCGCGAAGAAGUUGCUAUUCGUGAAGGCGAAGUUCAUGCUAUGCGCACUGAAGUGCAGCGUCAAACAGAAGUCACUCAUCGCCUCCAAGACGAAAUAGAGUCGGCGAGACGUGAAUCCGUGAUGCAGCACACCUCGGUCAUCAAUCAUCACACUCAUGUCCAGCACACGAUGCUCACUCGUGAGGAUAACCACACUGAUGAGGAUGAGAAUGGCAUCACAGAGCUCACCAAUGAAGCUGAUCAACACGUGCCACAGCGGGAACUGGAGCGCGUCACAGCUGCCGAGCAGAAUCAGAGCAUAAAAUCGAAGCUCGAGAUGCUCACCCGUGAGCUGGAGGUGGUCAAAGAUGAGCGCGCCGUUACCGAUUACGAUGUGCUGCACAUGGAGAACAAACGGGCUGGUCGGGACAAAUACAAGACGCUGCGUCAGAUUCGUGGCGGAAACACGAAGCGACGAAUUGAUCAAUACGAGAACAUGUAA